Alexandromys fortis (reed vole) is the source of this 8910-nucleotide messenger RNA. RefSeq names its product deoxyribonuclease 2 beta (gene Dnase2b). The transcript has 8 exons. The record is from RefSeq and is a predicted model, not a curated record. Gene Ontology annotation, molecular function: deoxyribonuclease II activity. Lineage: Eukaryota; Metazoa; Chordata; Mammalia; Rodentia; Cricetidae. The coding region runs from base 7351 to 8415 and encodes 354 amino acids. Gene Ontology annotation, biological process: apoptotic DNA fragmentation.
GAGGGAGGGUGAGCACCAGCAGAACGGUGUCGCUACCGAUAACUACAACAGCCGUGAAGAUCCUGGCUGUAGAAACACACACACUGUCUCUCCAUCUUCUCGUGUCCUGGGAUUCCUUCCCUAUGGAUUUCCAGGCUCUCAGCCCUCUCCUGCCCGAGGAGAAGAGAAGAUCCAAGGAUAUACCCAUCCAUGUUGGACUGGUUUCCUCCCGGGGACCUGUGAGGACAUCUCAGCCAAAUCACCUUACAAAUCACAAGGUGCCUGCCAUUCCAACAUCAGUGGCUCUGACAUGAGUUGGUGGGAUCCUCAGGAGUCUGUCUGUCUUUCCUGCAAUGUGUCCUCCUGGUUGAUCUACAGUGCCUGGUGACAGGCUUCACUACACCCUGAGAACACUUGAUGCCCUGGGGGAUAUAAGCUCAGCAAAGACCAGACAGCUUUAGGAGUGAACAAUAGUGUGGACCUGACUGAGAUCAAAGAGAGGAAAAAUAAGGUUGCUGAUGCAGGCAUUGACCUGUAUCGUCAAUGAUAUCCAUUGUUAUCAGUUGAUACCCAUGGAGACUUCUGGCUUUAGGCUGAAGCUGCUUCGUGGGUAUCAGGGGUUGGAGAAAGGAUAAAAAUGAUGAAAGGGAUGGCUUGCCACCUUCCCUCAAAGGGGCUGGAUGGUGGAUAAGCACAUUUGGAGGAUGCAGCUUACUGCGUGCCAAGUAGUGCUAGCUCAGGACCUGUGGCAGCAUCCUAUUACAGAAGCAUCUAGGGCCUUCUAAGAGACUGGAACUUUUGCUGGGCCUCAUCAUGGCCAGAGUGCAGAAUGCACACUGAUGUCACUCAAGACUUACGACUGCUGCCCUACUGGGUACUCAGCCCGUUUGUUUAACCUGCUUCUCACAAAAACAGCAUAACAACCAACCUUACUUGCCUUGAAUUUCCCAGGUAAUCUACUUUUACAACCUAGGCUGAUGUAUAGCUUUAAUCUGAAACUGGACCCACGCCCUGAGCAGAGAGCAAUCGAUGUGUGUUAUAACUCUCACUUGCUGAAAAUAGUAAAUAGAGCAAAAGCAGCCCUAUGAAAUAGCAAUCAGCCAUAAAGAGUGAGCGCAGCACACAGAUACGGCUUGAUAACACUGUUUGUUGUCUGGGUCAGCUGGGGUCAGUAGAGCCUCAUUCCUUCCAGAACUCUGUUGAAGAUUUCUGAAAAGCAUCCUUCAUCCCUUCCCCAUGCCAUUCCUUCCAAAUCAUCAAUAAACACAGAGUAAAAGCCCUUUGUUAGGGACACAUGGUCAGCUGGGUUGACAAGACAGGCAGGCAGGCAGGCAGAUUCAGAUUUAUACAACAGACAGAAGAGACAAGGAGAGAGAAGUAGAGAAUUCAGAUCUGGCUUUGCUCCUGGUCAGACUACACCCAGAGGAAGCCUUGGAUUCCUUUUCCUUGAUGCCACAGUGACUGACCUUGGGUUCUCACGAAUGCAUUUAAGCCAUGCAAGGACCCAGAUGACAGAGGCUUUGCACAGAGUGAGGGAGGGGGCGUUCUUCAUCUUUACAUAUAGAAAAGAACUGUAGGUCUAGCAGUGUAGUGGGACCUAGAUAGCACACGGCACUGACACACUGGGAAGGAAGAUUUCCUCCCAGGAGAAGUCGUGGCUGGCAACAGAAGCCAGGCAGAGCAGCCUUCUUCCUGAGCAAGCUCUCAGAAGGUGAGGGAGUUUGGAUGGACAGCCGGAAGUUCAUUACUGAGAAAUCUGCAGAACUGCAAACUCCAUAGUGAAUACCAGCAUGACUUUAUUUGUGUGUGUAGCUGGUGAGGACAGAGGACAUUUAGGGAGCAUUUGAAAACCCCUGAAGUCCCAUAGCACGAUUUAUUUAUUUAUUUAUUUUGGUUUUCCAAGACAGGGUUUCUCUGUGGCUUUGGAGCUUGUCCUGGAACUAGCUCUUGUAGACCAGGCUGGCCUCAAACUCACAGAGAUCUGCCUGCCUCUGCCUCCUUAGUGCUGGGAUUAAAGGCGUGCGCCACACCACCGCCCAGCUCCAUAACAUGAUUCUUAAGGCUACUUCUUUUCAGUCUCUAAGUUGGUCCUGACAGAUGGCUAUCCUUCAUGGCCUGUCUAGUCAAAAAGUCAAAAGUCAGAGUUUCUGGGCAUCACUAUAUGUUCUUAGUAAAGGGAGAAGAAAAUUCAUAGUCCACAAUUAAGUCUAGAAGCCCCACGUCUAUAAUUUCAAUGCUUGGAAGGCUGAGGCAGGACAAUUGCCACAAGUUAGAAGCCAGCCUGAGCUACAACUGGAGUUAUAUAGCAAGAAGGGUCGGAGACACCAACCAAGCUCUCCAAAACUGCCCUGGUUUUCCUUACCACCUGUGUGGCUUCAAUCGCUGUGACUCACUCCGGAGCCAGACAAGCACUGCCUAUACCGAUAUUUUCAAAGCUGCACGCGUCCUGCCAUCAGGAAGCAAUGGCCGGAAGAUUAGUGGUAGAUCAGCUGAUUCUCCCUCCGAUGUUCUGAUUAAAUAGAGCGUUCUGUAUAGCAUGUCCUAGGAUAAACCGGCUUGACAGAAAACUUCAACUUUUACAAGUUCUGAUCGGAUGCUGUCCUUGAAGACAGACCAAGAGGAAGCUGCGCCUUCAGCUGCCCAGGUUUGUCUGAUUUCAUUUUUUUUUUUUUGUUCUUUUUCUUUGGUUCUUGUUACUGAAGCACCCAGGGUCUUUUGCAUGGUAGGCAGGUGCUCCACCCCCACACUGCGUCCCCAGCCCAGAUUCUCAACCUAUAAAGACACUGGUCCCACACAGACAGUGUCUAACUGUAGUUUGUCUGCCUCAAACCCUGGAGAACCACACCUGUGUCAAGGAGCGAGAACACAACAAUGGACUCUCUUUCUUGCCUAGACAGUGGACUUCCUCCAGUGUUGCCGUGAGCCUUCUCUACACCCUUCAUUUCUCACACUCCAGGUAGCAAAGGAGAGGAAAAAAGGCCUCGACUUUGGCCCAACCCAUCCAGUUUCUAAGCUUUUGGUUGAUGCCUUCCCAAGGUGUUUUCUCACUGUGUCCUCAGAAGUCUACAGAGUAAAUGUUUCUAUGCGGCAGACUUCCCUUUCUGUGCUCACCAUCGCACACUAAGAAGUGGGCAGAGGUGAGGUUUAAAUUCAGCAGCACGCCAUGAGAUUCCGUGUGUUAUCCCCCGCCCCCCAGCUCAUUCUCCAUCUGUGCCGUGUUUCUCCUUCCGGAAGCUCUCUUUGCCUCCUUUCAGUACUUCAAGCGGGUUUCCCAGGAGACCAGAGGGUACCCUGCUCCCAUCCACAGAGGCUUUGGAGGCCUCCGCCUCUGAAAAACAUCUCCAUCAUCCGUUGAAUGUUAAAGCAUCACUUUCUGAAAUGGCUCCUUGCAUCUUGAUAGGAUUUUUAUCCCUUAAACUUUUACAGGGACUACAGAGAUGACUUGGCCGCUAAGAAUGAUUAUUGCCCCAGCAGAGGACCCGUUCAGUCCCCAGCCCCCAUGUGGUUGGCUCACAACUACCUCUAACUCCAGCUCCAGAGGGGUUUGAUGCUUCUGGCCUCAGUGGGUACCUGUGCUUGUGUGUACAUGCUCAACAGAGACACAUACAGUAUCCGUAAUUUUAAGGAUAAAGAGAUAAAUCUUUCAAAGGACAAAUUUCCUGUGAGUUUCCAUGAAAUAGCGACUCUGGUCAUUACAAAUAUCCAGACUGCAUCCCACGGCCACUCCUCUGAGAAACUCAAAGAAAUGAAACAGAAUAUGGCGGCCUGGAGUGAAAACAAAUAGUAGAAGCCUUUGAAGGAGGAUGAAGAGGUGAAGGGAGAGAUGGACUAAUGGUCACUCUCCCUAUCUUCCAGGGCAGCUGCCUUUCAUCCCCAGCAUCUACUUUGGCUCCUCCCAUAAUCUUACUCAGAAAAGGGUGGUGCUGGGUUGUGUGCAGGGUGGUAUCGCACGUCUAGAAUCCCCAGUCUUGGCAUUCAAAUUCCCUACAUUUAGUCCUAGCAACUCCCUACCAUGGCACUCUCCCUCUGCAUGAAAACUGUGCCCCUGGAGGAAGCACAUCACCCCUCCAUAUCUUAAUUUCCUCAUCUGUGAAAUGGAGACGGCAGCCAUCCUUGGGCUUUGGAGUUGACAUGCACCUCAGGUAGAGAACAGGAGGCCCCACAGAGCAGCCACUGUGUACAAAACACACUGUGAAAGGCAACGCGGUGGUCUUUUCACCGCUGGCUUUUCCACGCCCGCGUUAACCACCUGUCUAAGUCCUGCACCCUACGGGCUCCCCGGACUCUGAAAGCAAAGACCUCCAUCCUUGUUCCACUAGCCCUGUGACAGCCCUGGCUAGCUACCUUGAAAUGGUUUCUUUUCUUAGCAGACUCUGGAAACAGAGAAAGCCCUUGCAUUUUCAAAUGUGGUUUGGCAUCGGAUUCCUUACAGAAUAGACGUCUUCUGUUCUCAUGGACAAUGAACCGCUCCCAGUUUGGUCAGAGCGGAAGCCAGUUCCUCCGAUGCCCUCCACCACUGGGUGAACACCAUCAACAAAAACUACCGUCUUUGAGGUUUGAAAGAAUCUUUCCUCCUUGGCCCAUGUUAGACAUGCUGGAUGAAAUCAGGGCGCUUAUUUUAUCUUCUCUGUUGGCAGUGCCCCAGCCCGCUGAGCACUGGGAAAAACCUGAGGCUUUCAAAUUCAUGGGGCCAUCAACUAAAAAUACACUUCCACACACACUCUAAAAGGAUCCCAAUUUAGAGCCACAAGAAGUAAUUCCACCAGAAGCAGUGUCCUUCUCUGGGUACCAUCCGAGGAGAGGACUUAACCAGCCCACACUUCCCCGCCUCGGUCGUGGGUAACGCCACAAGAAGAGUUCACGUUGCACAAGGGCUACAACAAAAUCUCUUUAGCUCCCAGUGUCCUCCUACACACUCAGCAAAUGGUGUUUUUUUUUUUUCUCGGAGAAGCAUGCGCCAACCCUUUAAGCUCUCUAAGGGAAAGGAACUCACUGUGAGUUAAUAGAAAACAAGCCCAAUUCCUUACCUACGCAUCGGGUGUCAAAAGUCACAAAGCUUUACUGAUUCUGAGGGGGGAGAAUUCCUGUCAUGAAGAAGAUAAUUGCUUCCACAGUUAACGCCUCCAAAAAUGGACAAAAAUAGCUGAAAGGGAGAUAUUUUAAAACUAUAUUAAAUCAUUCUACUAUGAAACCGCAAACUUGAAAAGGGCUGAGGAAAAGCAAAGAUCAACUAAAUAAUGUUUGCCUCUGUAGAGCCUUCUGCUCUCCCAAGAAUCUUCAAAACCCCGGCUGUGCAAUUCCAGCAGGGUUGGGGUGCUACAGAAGAGAGAGAGGAUGUCACCAGCAGAGGGCUAACUUGACUUUAGUUUGACUGGGUGAUGAGGAAGGCGACUUUAGGACCUUGUGUCUACUAAGAACUUCUCCUAUGGAAGGACCGGAGGAAAGACUUCAACCCAAGGGUCAAAGGAUGAAAGCAGGUGUCUCAGUGCUUCUCACUUGACCUGCUUACCUCUCCGGCUGACUCUCACUUGACCGCUUGUCUAACUUCUCAGAGAAGGAAGAAUAUAAUUAAUUUUCCAGCAACACCAGAUCUAAGGCAUCCAAGACUCAGCAGGCUUCUCAGACUGUUCAGGUCAGCAGGAGGGAGUGCAGUCGACCAGGUGAAACCCAUUAGUUCUCUUGGGGAGGAUCCCUUUGGAGUCACGUGGAUGAGUGUGUGUCUGAGCACCUGUGCUGGGGGAGGGAGGAUUCUUAUCGUCCUAGCAAGCCCACACACCAUAGGGGUUUGUAACACUGGCCUUCACUGGGGAAGUUGGAGCAUAUGAGUUAAUGAUAAUUUUCUCAGUUAAACCUACACAAGGCCAUGGCUUCUUUUUUUUCUUUUUAGUGUGUGUAUGUAUGUGUGUGUUUAUGUGUGUGUGUGUGCAUGUGAGUGGGUGAGUGUAUGCCCCUCUGUGCAUGUGUACAAUGUCCAGAAUAGGAUGUCAUGUGUCUGUUUCUAACAUUCUCCACGUAAUUGCCUUGAGACAGGCUCUCUCUGGAAGCUCUCCAUUUUGACUGGGCUGCCUGACCUGCGAAAGCUCUCGGGAUCAGAAUAUCUUUCCCUCCAAGUACUGAAGUCCCAUGCACAAGCAUCCACGCAAUGGGCACUAUGGAUUCAAACCAAGUCUUUUUUUUUUUUUUUUUUUUUUUUUUUUUUUGAUUUUUUGAGACAGGGUUUCUCCGUAGCUUUUGAUUCCUGUCCUGGAACUAGCUCUUAUAGACCAGGCUGGUCUCGAACUCACAGAGAUCCGCCUGCCUCUGCCUCCCGAGUGCUGGGAUUAAAGGCGUGCGCCACCACCGCCCAGCUCAAACCAAGUCUUCAUGCCUUUACAGCAGGAGUUCUUAGCCACGGAGUCAUCUCUCCUUGGGUGUUGCUUAUGAAGAUGAUUAUAACAGAAAUUCCUGCCAUAAUUUCUUCCAUUUUAAUACUUAGAUAAUAAGCAAAUUAGGAGUUGGACUUUCCCACAAAAAGAUCAUACACCUCUAGUCUCAAAGGAGAGACUCAAAUAGUUUCACCUGAAGAACCCUGUGUGGACACACAGCUGCGUCCAUGCACGUGGGGACUUGAACUCAUUUACUGCAUAGCUGUCCCUUUACUCCAGCCCUGCCAGUCCUGCAGGAUAUCGGAGCGGCAUGAGCUCCAGAUCAGUCGAUUGGAACUUCUGGGCAGACUGCCACAGGGUUAUCUGUUCCCAGAAGCGCUGUCGCCAUCUACAAAGACAAAAGACUUGAACUGCUUCUGAGGCUGCUCUUUCUGCUGUGUGGUGAGAGCCACAGCGUUAGAACAUGGGCAGCAGCGGCGGCCUUCUGAUCAGAACUCAGGCAGGUUCUGACUCCCGGCCUGCAGCUGCUGAACUGCAUCUGGGACCAAGCCACCAGGCACUCCUGUGUGGGACUAUCUUCAUCAGAUUAUUUGAAGCCGGAAGACCCAUCCUAAAUGUGGGCAGCGCAUACUGGUGGCAGCUCACAUAAAAGGACAUGGAAGAAGGAAACCUCUGCCCUUGGCUUGCUUGCCUUCGCUCUUGUUGGCAAGCGCACCGAUGCCGUGAACUUAGGCACUCUUACAGCGGUAUUUGAACGAGGUUCUUGGGGCUUCCAACCAGUGGCUCUCUGGGAGCCCUCCAGGUCUUCAGAGCCAGUCUAAACAGCCGAGACAUCCAACCUUACAGGCUCAGCAACUAACUACAAGAUUCUUGGGCUCUUCGGUGUGAGACCACAACCGCUGGACUACCUGGACUGUAAUCUUGAACCACGAAAGAGAAUAGAGCCCACAUCUGAGCCAGCACGGCCUGAGAAAGACUUGACAGAGUCCCUGGCAACAGAUAGAAAAUGACAGCAAACCCUCUAAGAACAGCUCUUGCUUUGCUCCUCUUUGCCCUCUCUGGGGUCCCAGCCAUGGCAGAAAUCUCUUGCAGAGGUGAAAAUGGUGAACCUGUGGACUGGGUUAUCUUUUAUAAGGUGCCCAAAGUGUUUCAUAAGAACAGGACAGGGCUGGAGUACCUGUACCUAGACUCCUUAACAAGAAAAUGGAAGAAGAGCAACCAUCUGAUCAACAACAACAAAAGUAUUUUGGGAAGGACCCUGGAGCCACUGUAUGAAGCAUACAACUCCAAGAGCAAUAACACAGCCUAUCUAAUAUACAAUGACGGUGUCCCUAAGUCUAUGAAUUACAGCAGAAAGUAUGGACAUACCAAAGGUCUACUUGUAUGGAACAGAAUCCAGGGCAUCUGGCUGAUUCAUUCUGUUCCCAGGUUUCCUCCACUUCCGAAAGAUGGCUAUGAUUAUCCAUCCUCAGGGAGACUUUAUGGACAAAGUGGCAUCUGCAUAACUUUCAAAUACAGCCAGUAUAAAAAAAUAGAUUUUCAGCUCUUUGUCUCCCAACCAAACAUCUACAGCUGCUCCAUCCCAAACAUCUUCCAUCAAGAAAUCGUCCAUAUGACUCAUAUGUGUGCUAAGUCCGGCUCCUUAAACAUCCCUGACCGGAGGCUCACCUCUCUGCAAUCUGCCCAGGGACUGGUGUUCUUCCAUUUUGCGAAAUCCUCUCUUUAUACUGAUGACAUCUUUACAGGCUGGAUGGCUCAAAGCUUGAAGACACCUUUACUAGUACAAACCUGGCAGCGGAGGAAUCAUGAGCUUCCUUCCAACUGCUCCCUUCGUUACCACGUCUACAAUAUCAACUACAUUAGACUAGAUCGCAAAUAUUCCUUCAGUUCUUACCAUGACCAUUCCAAAUGGUGCGUUUCCCGCAACUCCAACAAUCACUGGACCUGUAUUGGAGAUCUAAAUCGGGACCCACACCAAGCCGUCAGAGGUGGGGGAUUCAUCUGUACCAUGAGUUGGCACAUUUAUCAGUCAUUUUAUGGAGCAGCUACUCAUUAUAAAAAAUGUGGCUAAGCUUGGGGCAAGGACCUGUGCACUGCCCUUGAAAAUACUGGAAAUGGAACUUCUUGCCUUGGAUCCAUUCUCCACAUGUUAAAGGUUUCUGAGUGUGCACAGCGUAGCAUCCAAUAAAACACGGUGGGUCCCCAUUUCCCAAUCUGUUUAAUCAGUAGAAAUUUGUCUCCUUUGUAUUUAGGAAUUAGAAACCCAAAUCAAGAUAUACAAAUAACAAUAAUGGAUGGAAUGAAAGAGAAUAUUCUUGCAGUUUGGUCAUCUUCAGUGGCCGAUCUUGUAGAUUAAAUUUGAUCUCUUCUACAAAGCUCUCCUGACUGUUCCGUUCGAAGAAAAUAAAAAGUCUGCUCUCUCUCUCUCUCUCUCUCUCUCUCUCUCUCUCUCUCUCUCUCUCUGUCUUUCCUCCCCUCUUUCUCCUCCCCACUGGUUUAUAGUUUUGUCUCGCCAUCUUUGCAAGUGCUAUUUACUACUAAUAUAUUCUUGAACUGCUCACUUUAA